AUUUGAUCAUACUUUACCUAGUGGCCAUUGUCGAUUGUCUGCGUCACUGAAGCCUCCUUUUCUUUCCUUUUGACCAUCUGCUUUUUUUAUCAGUCCUCUCUCUCUCUCUCUCUCUCUCUCUCGACUUUACCUGGUCCACGGCCUUUAAUCAUUUCAUUUCUCUUCUUCUUGUUUCUUAAUUUCCUGUUUCUCCAUCGUAGAAUUUCAACAGUAAUGAAUAAUCAUCAUCAGCCCUCGCCGCCAGCAGGAGAGCCAAGGAUGGAAGAGCGGCCUCCAUCGCCACCGCCAUCCUUCACAGUUUUUCCUAAAACAGAGAAUAACGGUUUUCUUGGAAAACAUCGAAUGGCUGCUGCUAUUUCACAUCUCCAAAACCAAAUUAUUUUCCUUCAGGAGGAGCUGGACCAACUUGAAACACUAGGUGAAUCCUCCAUUGUUUGUAAAGAACUGAUUUCAAGUGUUGAAUCCAUUCCAGAUCCCUUGCUUCCACUGAGCAGAGGAACGACGGAUAUCAGCUGGGAUCGGUGGUUCCGAGGAGGUCAAAACGUCAGAAAACGGUGGAUCUAAUCUAAUUAGUCUAACAAUCUCUGUUUUUUUUUUUUUUUUUUUUUUUUUUUUUGUUUUUUUUUUUUUUG
Messenger RNA from Jatropha curcas, 632 nucleotides. RefSeq names its product guanine nucleotide-binding protein subunit gamma 2. Lineage: Eukaryota; Viridiplantae; Streptophyta; Magnoliopsida; Malpighiales; Euphorbiaceae. The record is from RefSeq and is a predicted model, not a curated record.